This is a messenger RNA of Balaenoptera acutorostrata (minke whale), 1812 nucleotides long. RefSeq names its product solute carrier family 31 member 2 (gene SLC31A2). Gene Ontology annotation, biological process: copper ion transmembrane transport. The coding region runs from base 515 to 940 and encodes 141 amino acids. Gene Ontology annotation, molecular function: copper ion transmembrane transporter activity. The record is from RefSeq and is a predicted model, not a curated record. Lineage: Eukaryota; Metazoa; Chordata; Mammalia; Artiodactyla; Balaenopteridae. The transcript is spliced from 4 exons. Gene Ontology annotation, cellular component: membrane.
AGGCUUCCACCAACUGAUCCCAACUCAGCCAGGAUCUCCUCAGCUGGGUGAGCACUGACAGUGUUUCUAGAGCUGCUUCUGCUGGCUGAGGUCUUACCCUGUGACAAGAGGGAAACUUCCGUUCCUUGAGAGGGUGAACUAACUGAUUGAUCUCUCUGGCUUUAAUCUUGCCAAACAUAGUCAUUAAGCCUGAUGCGGGCAUUUAGAAUCAUCAUUCAGUUCCCAUCUUGUUCUCCUUUCUUGGUCACUGAGAGGCAGCAUAGAUGGAUAGGGCUUUGGCAUCUAACUAGGCUCGAGUUUGAAUCCCAGUUCUGCAAACUUGUUAGCUUUGUGACCUUCAGCAAAUUACUUAACUUUUCAGAGCCUGGUUCUCCGUUUUCCUUCCUGUAAGCUGGGUCUAAUUGGCCCUGUCACACAGAAGACCGUGGUGAAAUGAGACAAUAUAUGAAAAGCCCUUGAUGCUACCCUGAACACAGGGUGGACCAGCUGCUUUUCGAGAAGAGCCUUCAGACAGAUGCAUUUCAUCUUCUCAGAUGAGGUAGUGCUUCUCUUUGAUUUCUGGAGUGUCCACAGUCCUGCAGGCAUGGCCCUUUCGGUGUUGGUCAUCUUGCUCCUGGCUGUGUUGUAUGAAGGCAUCAAGGUUGGCAAAGCCAGGCUGCUCCACCAGGCCCUGAUGAGCCUGUCCAUCUCCACCAGCCAGCAGCUCAUCGAAGAGACAGACGAGAAUUCUUCAAGCUCAGACGCCCCCCCAGUCAGCAGAACCCACCUCAGGUGGUUCUUGUGUCACUUCGGCCAGUCUCUACUUCAUGUCGCUCAGGUGGUCAUCGGCUACUUCGUGAUGCUGGCUGUUAUGUCCUACAACACCUGGAUUUUCUUCGGCGUGGUCCUGGGCUCAGGUGUGGGCUACUACCUAGCCUAUCCACUUCUCAGCAUGACUUAGCUGGUGACAGCUGUGCAGGCUCUGGGGCCUGGAGAGAGCUGGGGCCCCUCCUUCCAGACAUUGAACUUCCAGCCCCACGUCUCCUUUUUCUUCUGUUGGCUGUUCUCACGGCAUCCCCAGCUCCUGGAAACUUUCAGCUGAAGCCAGCACUUGCUCCCUGGAGUUCAGGGGCCACUGCAGCUCCUCAGCCAGGCUGCAGAGGGCCCAGGCAUAGUCUUUCUGUGCCUUAAGAAGGGUGCUGUGACCAGAGGGUGGAUGGAUAGACCAGAACCCGGGGGGCAGGUUUCAUGAUGAUGGCAGCAUCUGCUGGGACCUGUCUCCCUUUCUUGGGGGGAGAGUGACAGCAGACUAAAGGCAGAGAAGCAGGACUGUCAGCAAGGCUUUGACCUAUCCUCCAAAUAGAGUGAGCUCCUCCCAUCAGACAGCACUGCCUGCAGGAAGAUGAUACAUUAAUGGCUUUAGGUGUCAGGGAGCUCUUCAUGGCCUUAAUGCCCCCCUCUUAUCCUGAUCCUCCUUCUAUGCAAAACCAAGAACUGCACUGAAUAAUAUUCAAUACAAAUGUUCUUUAUUUAUUAUUGCUCACCCAUAAUGAUCUGGUAGGGAAACAUGAUUCAUCCAUUUAAAAUACUGAGUAAGCCACAGUGGGUACUGACUGAAGAUGCAAUAAGCAGUCAAACCAAAGGAUUACACUAGUAGAGUUAGGUGGGGCUCUUCAGAUAUUUGAACCUUUUCACUUUAAAGAAAAGGAAAGAAUAGACCCAGGGAGAGAAAAUCACUGCUGUAUACUGUAAUGUCUACACUCAAGUACCUCAUGGGCUAGAGGAAAGAUGGUCUGAAGCUUUGAGAAUUUAAAAAAUAUAUUUUAAUAAAUA